UCAUUAAAACUGAUGAUGGUUAAUGAAAGGCAAAUAUCCGAGGCAGGGCACAGAUCUGUGUCUAGGUGGGACAUAAAGUUGAAAAUCAAAGUUGUCAGUUGGAUUGUUUGGGAAGUUAAGUGCAUGGCUUCUUUCCCACCUACCAGUCAGUACCUUUAGGCUAUCCAAGAUGUCUCAGCUUUACCUGUUGGACUGGAAGUUCGUGUCCUUUUCAUUUUGUCGGGCCCGCACAUAAUCUUAAUACAGUGUUAUCUAAACCUAGCAGUAGGAUGUUAAUGUUUCUGUGCGCCCGAGGCUUGUCUGCUACGGAUUCUGAAGGCCUCACAGAUCAGAAGGCAUACUGAGAGUUUUUCCUCCUUAAACUGGUGGACAACAUAACGGCUUUUAGCAUGAUGUCAUACCUAAAACAGCCUCCUUACGGUAUGAACGGCCUGGGACUAACAGGCCCUGCCAUGGACCUCCUGCACCCUUCAGUGGGCUAUCCAGCUACUCCUCGCAAGCAGAGGCGCGAGCGCACCACGUUCACCCGCUCGCAACUUGACGUCCUGGAGGCCCUGUUCGCCAAGACACGCUACCCGGAUAUCUUCAUGAGGGAGGAAGUGGCCCUCAAAAUCAACCUGCCUGAGUCCCGAGUACAGGUGUGGUUUAAAAAUCGCAGAGCUAAGUGCCGACAACAGCAGCAGAGUGGAGGAAAUAAUGCCAAGGCACGGCCGGCUAAGAAGAAGUCCUCACCAGCAAGAGAGAGCUCCGGUUCUGAGAGCAGUGGCCAGUUCACUCCACCAGCAGUUGCCAGCUCAGCAUCAUCAUCAUCAUCUUCAUCUUCUUCAGGACCUGUAGGCAUCAGCAGUGCUUCUGCAGCUAUCAGUACCCCAUCUUCGGCCAUCUGGAGCCCAGCUUCCAUAUCACCAGGUUCUGUACCACCUUCUGCCAUGGCAUCCAUGGGAGAUCCUCUCCCGGCUAGUAGUGCCUCUUGCAUGCAGCGAUCUGCUUCAUACCCAAUGUCCUACAGUCAAGCUCCUGGCUACAGUCAGCCUUACCCAGCUCCACCCUCCUCAUCGUACUUUGGUGGCAUGGACUGCAGCUCCUACCUUGCUCCAAUGCACUCUCAUCAUCCUCAUGCUCACCAGCUUAGUCCAAUGGCACCCUCUUCUAUGUCCAGCCACCAUCAUCACCACCAUCACCUGAGUCAGUCUACCACCCAUCACCACCACCACCACCACCAGACCUACACUGGAGCUGGCCUACCUUUCAACUCUUCUGAUUGCUUAGACUACAAGGAACAGACUGCCUCUCCUUGGAAGCUCAAUUUCAAUGCCACAGACUGCUUGGACUACAAAGAUCAGGCUUCCUGGAGGUUUCAAGUAUUGUGAGGACCUGUUGCUGCUUAUGUAAAAAGUUGCCAACAACAAACACAGGUCUUGUAAGACUGGGGAUGAGUUCUUGAACCCUGGCUCACUCCUCUGUGCACAGGCUGGACGAUUGUCACUGGAGCAGCAGCAGCAGCAAAAGAUGCAUUUUUCCUGCAGGAUUAUCAUGAACCAGCAGAGAAUAUAGUCAGAGCAUUUUUGUCCCAACAAAAUGCCCUCUCUACACACACACACAGAUACACACGCACACACAACAACACAUGUGCUAGACUAUUCUGUUACUGUUCUGGUGUUAAAUAGCCAAGCUGGAGUAAUCAUUCAAGACUUGCCUCAUUAUCCAAAGGUAUCCCUCACUUAUACCAUGUAUAGAUCCAUCAGCUCUUAUGGAUACAUCUGACUAACCUUUUGCUGUACUAAGCAGCUAAAGUUUUUUAAUAUCUGUCUGUUUAUAUAAAUAUAUAUAAUAACUGUAUUUGGUCCAUCACCACAGCCAUUUUAGGUACUCAUGGGUUACAUUUUUCUGAAUUAAAAUGCGGUCAAAUAAUGUCUUCUUUACCCCAUGUUUUGUGGUAUAAUGUAAGCUCAAAGUGUGCAGUGUCCUUUUACAUGUGUAACAGAUUAAUACAGGAUCAUCAGAUUUUUAACCAUACUAGGCAAGCAAUAAUCACAAGACUUCAGUCUCUGUUGGCUGCAGUACAGAAAGAGUUCCAUUUUGAAUAGCAUUUAAGAAAGAGUAUGCUAUGGCUAAAUAGCAAGCUUUAGUCCAGCAAAGGGCAUUUUCCAAAUUUCUAGGCUGCAUUAGUAGACAAUACAUGUAUUGUCUAGUGUUUUCUUAGUGUGUUUCCAUUUUACAGCCAUAUAGAGCACUUCCACAACCUGUUUCAUUGAGUACUGCUACUCUGUCCCCAGCUCCAUGGAAACUGUAAUUGACUUGCAAUUUUUGGUAUUACACUUCAGUUUUCAAAUGUAUUUAAGGCAUUUAUACAGAUCCAUAUAAAUAAAAAUUGGUUUAUUAUA
Protopterus annectens (West African lungfish) is the source of this 2384-nucleotide messenger RNA. It is a transcript of the gene OTX1, whose product is annotated as orthodenticle homeobox 1. Lineage: Eukaryota; Metazoa; Chordata; Ceratodontiformes; Protopteridae. The transcript is spliced from 4 exons. Gene Ontology annotation, cellular component: nucleus. Bases 390 to 1370 code for a protein of 326 amino acids. The record is from RefSeq and is a predicted model, not a curated record. Gene Ontology annotation, molecular function: DNA-binding transcription factor activity, RNA polymerase II-specific; RNA polymerase II cis-regulatory region sequence-specific DNA binding. Gene Ontology annotation, biological process: multicellular organism development; regulation of transcription by RNA polymerase II.